Molecule: messenger RNA, 2203 nt
Organism: Dimorphilus gyrociliatus
Lineage: Eukaryota; Metazoa; Annelida; Polychaeta; Dinophilidae
Source: the annotation of a GenBank genome assembly
CAUUUUACGGCAAUAGCUCGUAGCGAUUAGACUAGCUAGAAAAAUUUAACCAGCUAACAGAACUCUUACAGUUUGCUUAUAUCGAGAAAUCGUAAUAUAUUGUUCUACAUAUUUUUGUAUUAAUAAGAUUCGCUAAAUAUUGAUCGAAGUCAUCAUACAAUGAGGUGUGUCCAUAUUAACAUGGACACAACAUUAUUUUCCCACUGCCCUAAUGGGCAAUUAGAGAAUAAAAACAAUUGUUCUGACACUGAUUUUCUCGAAGGUGUAUUAAGUCCUCUCCAGACAACUACUGGAAUAAGAGACAGCGAGAACAUGAGCACGAGCUAUCCGGAAAAUUUAAAUGAUGAUAAUGUCAUAUUCAAUGCUGAUUUGGAUUUUAUUAUGAACUAUAUCAACGAUCCUAACUCGAAUACUUUUACACCACUUCCACAAGAUGAACAACGAACUCCAAAUAACCUUGAUCAAAUUCAAUACGAAACUUGGGAUAGUGAUCAACUUCCUCCGAAAGAACGGAAUAACACUCUGCUUCAGUUGAAACAAGAAAAGCUAGAAAUGGAAGAAACACCAGAAUAUAACCUUCAAAGAAUAGAACAGCCACAACAGAAUAAAAAGGAACAGAGCAUUAUUGAUACACCUCAAACAGGAACGAGGAAGUUGUCUGAACAAGAGAGACUUGAGAGAAGAAAGGCUUCAAAUAGAAAAGCGGCGAAAAAGUUUCGUAACAAGAAAAAGGAUGAAACUAAACAAAUUGAAGAACAACUGAAAAAUGAGCUGAUCAAAAAUGAAAAAUUGGCCAAAGAAAACAGAGAUCUAAAAGCCUCCUUAGCUCAAUUAAGGGCAGCAUAUGAAAAUCAUAUUUGCUUCCAAAAAUGACAAGAUAUCAGAAGAGGGGAAAGAGGAAGAUAAAAACACAAACUUUAUAUUUUUACGUCCAUUUUUCGGUUUUCCUUAUGAUCUCUGCUGUUUAAAGAUCACCGAUCACCUAGUAUUCAUUUGUCCUAAUGUAUAAUUAUUGUAGGAUUUUUGAGGAGAAGGGUAUAUAAGUAUUGUUAAUGAAACCUAACUCCAUCGUCAUAAAACGGUAUUUGGUGCUUGGAGAUUUUCUUCCAAAAGCUUAAAGGCUUAUAUUUUUAUGAUGAAUAUUAUAAACAAAAUUAUAUCUUAAUUCAAGAAUGUGUUAUGUAAAUUGUAUGUUAAUUCUGAAGGGAUUAACUAAAUACAUAUAUAUAUAUAUAUGCAAUAUAUACUGUUUUAUAAUCCAUUCUAUACUUUCGUUCCUUUAUUCAAACGUUAAUCUAUACUCUAUGUACUAUAACUGGACAGUGACAAUGAUGAACAACAUAAUCAGAAACAGAACCUAGGAUAGUACGUCUUAUCGUACCCAUUCCUCUAGUUCCCAUCAUUACGAAAGAUGCUCUUAAGUCCUUGGCGGCCGAUACGAUAGCUUCCCCUGGUUUUCCAUAGCGAAUAUCAAAUUUUAUUGCUAUGUUUUUCUCCUUUGCUAUCUUUUCAUACUUUUCCUCGAUAAACUUUUUCUCUUCCAUCUCUUUUCUAUACAUUUUUUGCCAUUCCCCUUCGGAUAGACGCAUUCCCUCUGUUGUACAAGUUUAAACACUAUUUACUUUGAAACAUAUUUGUUUAAUUUUGUUUAUAAUUCACCGGAAGUUGCCAAGGAAGCUCCUUCAACACAAUAGACAAGAUAAAUGUCUGACUUGGCCUUAUGAAGUCGAUCAACAUACCCUAAACAAAUCCAUUAACAUUAAAUAGGACUAUUUACAUUCUUUAAUUGAUAUGAUAUUCCAUGUUUAAAUAGCAUAGAAGCGAUAAUAUAGUAUAACAAUUAAAUAGUAGAAUGCUAGACAACUUACAGUCGAACAUCUUUUCGGCAAUUUUACUCUUAUCAAUCGCAAUGAUAACGGUAGUUUGUUCCGAGCUUUCUGCCAUUUUUAUCUUCUAUUGUCUAUAAUUAAUUAUCUAAUUAGGCAAUAUAUUGAAAUGAGCCGAAAAAUCACCUCCGCAAAAAAUUCUUGCCGUCUUUACGAAUGUCUUUUAGAUUAUGAAAUGUCAAAUUAAGGGCAAUCUUAUCUUUAGAGGAUAAGAUUUUUUUUCUAGAUACAUACUUGAAUAGAUUAUAGAAAAUUAUAUUAAAGUAAUAGCCAAAAGAUGGCUCUAGAAAGCAAUCAGUGGUUAUAUUGAAUUUUUA